UGAUCUGUCUAUUUCUUAGUGUUCUUCCAGUAGCUGACAGUCUCUGGGCGGGCACCAGGUCAUGUAGUGGGUGUUCAGGGUGCAGCAUUGCCUUGAACAGGGAAACAGCAGCUGCUUAUCUCCUCUCCUUCAGGGAAGGCAGUUCUAUCAAAGUUAUGUCAAAGUAACGUUAAUGGAGCAGUUUUGAGAAUUUGCGACACGCACCACUGGAGUCCAGGAUAAUUAUGCAGCUGACUUAAUGACUUUCUACCGAGGCCCGCACGAGACCUUUAUCCUACACAAGUAACACACAGAACAAACUAGGCACGUACCGCAGUCUAACUCAGCUCAACGGACCGCAAAGAUGUGGAAGUUUCUGUUGCUCAUCGCGGCUGUGAUCGUCUGGCCGGGAUCGGCACAAGACCAACAGGUGUACCUGACCACGAUUGACAACUGGUCCUUUUGGAAGAUUCGUGCGACAGGCCCGAUGACCAAUGCCAACGUGAAGGCCACGUGUAAAGCGGCGGGGAUGAAGUUACCGUGCUACCGGAGGGGGAGGGACAAGUGGGGCUGGUGGGCCCCAGGCUGCAUCAAGUUUCACCAUGCCGAAUACAUAACGCUCAAUGCUCUCUCCGGUGAACUGUGUGGGCGCACGAGCGGGUACGGCAGUCGGUGUCAGCCGCUUGAUGAAACCUUUGUGUACGCUGCUGGCCGGGACAGCGCUUUCGGAGUGGAAUAUAUGUCUGACAACGCUGUUCUUGGCCUGAAAGGAGCGAAUUACAACAACAUGUACGCGCUGUGUGCAGGUGAGGAUGUUGCAUAG
This is a messenger RNA of Branchiostoma floridae (Florida lancelet), 802 nucleotides long. RefSeq lists its product as uncharacterized. The record is from RefSeq and is a predicted model, not a curated record. Bases 344 to 802 code for a protein of 152 amino acids. The transcript has 2 exons. Lineage: Eukaryota; Metazoa; Chordata; Leptocardii; Amphioxiformes; Branchiostomatidae.